CAUUGGUGUCAGUGGGAGGAAUAGUUGCCCCAUCAUUGGUUUCACUGUGACACUAAUGAUGGGACACCAUUAUUGGUGUCAGUGGGAGGAAUAAUGCCCCAUCAUUGGUGUGUCAGUGGGAGGAAUAGUGCCCCAUCAUUUGGUGUCAGUGGGAUGAAUAGUGCCCCAUCAUUAGGGUCAAUGGGAGGAAUAGUGCCCCAUCAUUAGUGUCAAUGGGAGGAAUAGCGCCCCAUCAUUGUCAGUAUGCGGAGCUCUAAUAG
Molecule: messenger RNA, 260 nt
Organism: Staurois parvus
Lineage: Eukaryota; Metazoa; Chordata; Amphibia; Anura; Ranidae
Source: the annotation of a GenBank genome assembly